CGUUCUUAAUCAGCUUAAUCAAGCAAUAGUAGUAAGAAAGAAUGGCAAGGUUUAGUGUAGCUCUGUGGCAAUGGGUGAUGGUACUUCUGUUGAUUGCACUACUGGAGGGAGCCCAUGCUGCCUCGAUCUGCAACAUUGACUCUGCGCAGCUCAACUAUUGCCGCCGGGCAGUGAGCGGCAAGUCGCCAACACCACCAUCAAAGAAAUGUUGUGGAGUUGUGCACCGAGCCAACCUGCCCUGCCUGUGUAACUACAAGACUGUGCUACCUUCCUUUGGAAUCGACCCUGCACUAGCAAUGGCGUUGCCCAAGAAAUGUGGGAUGAAAACACCACCGGAAUGCGUUGCUUGAAGCACUGUGGUUGCAGGGACUUCAACAAUUAUGUCAUCUUACUGUUUCCUUAUUUCUGUGUUUCUGUGUAGGCAUAAUCUUUACAGUAUUCACUGGGAUCACUGCAUGAAAAACGCGUUUGUAUUUCUGUAUUUGCUGAAUGUAAUUGGCUAAAUUGUUGUCAAAUGAAAAAAAGGGGUCGUUUUGUCAUCCAUCUGCCUGCGUUUCACUAGAUAGUUUUAUUUGG
This is a messenger RNA of Fragaria vesca subsp. vesca, 576 nucleotides long. RefSeq names its product putative lipid-transfer protein DIR1-like. The transcript is spliced from 2 exons. Lineage: Eukaryota; Viridiplantae; Streptophyta; Magnoliopsida; Rosales; Rosaceae. The record is from RefSeq and is a predicted model, not a curated record. The coding region runs from base 42 to 350 and encodes 102 amino acids.